CGACAUUAUGGUACCAUCGUCCAUCUUAUAUCAAAAUUUGUAUUCUCUAAAGAGGAAGCCGUUACUUAAAUAAAUUCCAUUGGAGAACCAGGCGGCUGAAGCGUACGAAAAUCGACUUCACAACAUAGACUAGACGUCAAUUCCACUAACCUCCAGUUCUCCAUAUCUUCCAUCUCAACUGCUCUCCCUAAAUCCCCUACUAAAACCCCUUUUUUCUCUACUCAUUUAUUUUACUGUACAUAACUAACACAGCAUUCCAUUCAUUUCCCCGCAAUUUCCUCAUUUCUUCACUCCUAAAUUCAACAAUGGUGUUUAAGAAAACCGAAGUUUCACUUUCAACUCUGUUCAUCAUUCUCGCUAUUCUCUUCAACUUCACCUCUGCUCUCCAGAAUCUCGGUGAAACAUGCAUUUCUGAUCGAAAUUGCGAUCAAGGACUUCACUGCGAAACUUGUUUAGCGAAUCGCAAUCUUCGUCUUCGCUGUACUCGAAUUCAACCUAUCAAUCCUUUUUCUAAGGUGAGAGGAUUGCCGUUCAACAAGUAUUCGUGGUUAACGACUCACAACUCGUUCGCGAGAUUCGGCCAGAAAUCGGCCACUGGUUCGGUGAUUGUUGCUCCUUCGAAUCAGCAGGAUUCUGUUACAUCUCAGCUUAAUAAUGGUGUUAGAGGAUUUAUGCUUGACAUGUAUGACUUUGAAAACGAUGUCUGGCUAUGCCACUCCUUUGGUGGGCAAUGUUACAACUAUACAGCUUUUAAACCUGCAAAAGAAGUUCUGAAUGAGAUGCAGACAUUCCUCGAGGCAAACCCAUCUGAGAUCAUCACCAUCUUCAUUGAAGACUACGUUACAUCACCUAAGGGUUUGACAAAGUUAUUUGACUCUGCUGGCCUCAGGAAGUUUUGGUUUCCAGUUUCCAGAAUGCCCAAAAAUGGGGGAAAUUGGCCCACAGUUGAUGAUAUGAUUCAGAAAAAUCAGCGGUUGUUAGUAUUCACUUCAAAGGCUCAUAAAGAGGCUGCUGAAGGAAUUGCCUACAACUGGAGAUAUGUAUUGGAAAAUCAAUAUGGUGAUGGGGGAAUGCAAGCUGGCUCAUGUCCAAAUCGUGCAGAAUCACGUCCUAUGAACACUAGUACUAUAUCCCUAGUGCUGGUAAACUAUUUUCCUACUGCACCAAACCUAGCCUCUGCGUGCAAGCACAAUUCUGCUCCGCUAGAAAGUAUGCUGAGCACCUGUUAUAACGAGUCAGGAAAAAGAUGGGCCAAUUACGUAACUGUUGAUUUUUACAAGAGAAGUGAUGGAGGUGGAGUUUCAGCUGCUGUUGAUGAGAUGAAUGGACAUCUAGUAUGUGGAUGUGCAAGUAUUACUGAGUGCAGGGCAAACAUGACCUUCGGAUCCUGCAAUAUUCCUCAAGCUGGCCCUGACCCACCUAUGAUAGCACCUAUUGCGAGCGUUGGUUACUCAAAGCAGUUGCUUCGGAUCUGGUGGAUCUUUGGGAUCAUUUCUCUUGCCUGUUUGAUGGCAUUGUGAUCCAGUAUCCUGCGAGUGCUAGGCAUAGUACCAAUUGUUUGCAUAUCUUUUUUUUUUUAUCAUUCUUUUAUUUUGGGGGAGUAAGGGGAUGAAGAACCAAAUUAUUCUUAGUUAAUAUAGUAAAUAUUAUACAGGCUAUUGCAUCUCGUGUUGGGCUGUUAGGAUGAUAGUUAUUUUCUGUAACUACUCCUUUUACUUAUUAACAGUCAAUGAAGCUGUCUGUUAGAUCUUUUCA
Beta vulgaris subsp. vulgaris (sugar beet) is the source of this 1755-nucleotide messenger RNA. RefSeq names its product PI-PLC X domain-containing protein At5g67130. The record is from RefSeq and is a predicted model, not a curated record. The transcript is spliced from 9 exons. Lineage: Eukaryota; Viridiplantae; Streptophyta; Magnoliopsida; Caryophyllales; Amaranthaceae. Gene Ontology annotation, biological process: lipid metabolic process. Bases 306 to 1520 code for a protein of 404 amino acids. Gene Ontology annotation, molecular function: phosphoric diester hydrolase activity.